Messenger RNA from Scleropages formosus (Asian bonytongue), 1821 nucleotides. RefSeq names its product V-set and immunoglobulin domain containing 8b (gene vsig8b). Bases 262 to 1356 code for a protein of 364 amino acids. The record is from RefSeq and is a predicted model, not a curated record. NCBI's taxonomy places the organism in Eukaryota, Metazoa, Chordata, Actinopteri, Osteoglossiformes, Osteoglossidae. The transcript has 8 exons.
GAGAGAGAGCGACAGGGCGUGACCAGAGCGGGCGACACACCUGUUUCUGUCCUCGGGGGUUUGGGAGGGUGAGCAGAACGAGAACAAAACAGAGAGGGAGAAAGAAAGGAAAGAGGCGACAAGUGACAGCGGCGUCCCUCUCGGCGUCCCUCUCGGCGUCCCUCUUCGCGUCCCUCGGCGUCCCUCUCGGCUCCCACGCACACGGACCACUUCCUGCGCUCCCUCCUGCCAAUCAGGUGCUCUGAGCUCCCGCCCACGAAGAUGCCGCGUGUGAGGUGGUUCGGCGCUCACCUGGCCGCCGUGUGGGUGUUGACCGUGUACCUGAACGCAGGCGUGGGCGUGUCCAUGCAGGUGACCUCCACGGGGCCGCAGACCUUGCAGAUCGCCCAAGGGAGCACGGCGGCCAUGGGCUGCACCUACACGCCGGGGCCCUCGGACACGGGCGAGCUGGACAUCGAGUGGUCCAUCGUGAGCCCGGACAUGACGCGGAAAGACCACCUGGUGCUGGCCUUCGUGGGAAGUAAAGAGUACAGGUACGGGAUGCCGGAGCUCAUGAAGCGCAUGGAGUUCAGCGCUCCGGACCCCAGCAAGGGCGACGCCUCGGUGACGAUCGCGGAUCUGCGGGUCUCCGACACGGCCACCUACCAGUGCAAAGUGAAGAAGACGCCGGGCGUGGACACGCGCAAGAUCACGGUCGUGGUCCACGUGCCUCCGUCGACACCCCGCUGUUGGGUGGAGGGCGGCGAGGAGAUCGGGGGUCCCGUGUCCCUGCGCUGCGGCGCCUCCCACGGCACCACACCCAUGAGCUACCAGUGGACGAGGGAGAGCGGGGGUGCCAUCCCGGCCAGCGUCACACAGGACCCGUCGAGCGGCGAGCUGCUCAUCCGAAACCACUCGGAGAGCUUCGCGGGCAACUACCUGUGUGAGGCGAAGAACUCGGUGGGCAGCCAGCAGUGCCGGUACACCCUGCGGGCGUUCCAGCCCACCAACAAGACGGCGGUGAUCGUGGGCUCUGUGAUCGGUGCUCUGCUGCUGCUGCUCCUCCUCCUGCUGCUCAUCUGGCUGCUCAUCUGUCUUUGCCACAAGCGGCGCUACGAGAAGGAGGUGGCCAACGAGAUCCGGGAGGACGCCGCGGCCCCCGAGAGUCGCCCCGGCAGCCGCUGCUCCAGCUUCCGCUCGGUGAUGGGCUACCGCACGCACCCCGGCAUCGCCUACAGCCCCGUGAGGAGGGGCCCGUCGCACAGCGCCUCCGAUCUCAGCGGCUUCCGCAAGGGGGGCCUCCAGGCGUCGCCGCCGCCGCCGCCGCUGCCGCCGCCCGUCAACGGCUACGGCGGCAAGUACGGAUACCCCGUGUGAGGGGCCGCGGGCGGCGGGGGGCCGAGUCGCAGCAGCUCCGCCCAGCCCGGCCGGGGCGCGGGGCCCCGGACCGUACAGUACGGGAACGAAAAGGGUGUAAAAGAGAAUCUCCACAUGUACGUGACGCUACUGCCUGUAAAUACGCAUCUUUCUUCAUGUACAGGAAGCGAGAACCUGCCAAGGUAGCAAUUUGUUUCACCGUGCUGAUUUUACCGCGGUGAGGGAGUGCCCUGCACAUACAGUAUGUGGCAGAGGCACCGCUGAGAAGCGCGAUUCGUUCUCGUGCCGCGAUUGGCAGCGAUGAACAUGGAAAUUGGGCACGAUGAGGAGGGAAGGAGCCCGGUUACCCUGAGUAAAUGCAGGAGGUAAAAUAGAGGUAAAAUAAAAAGCUGCCGCAGCUGCUGUUCUUCCGAGUUCUUCCCUUUCAUAAAACAAUAAAUGUAACUUUAAACGUUGGAGAAAUGC